GUUAGAAAAUACGGCACAGUUAUUUUCCAAAGAUCAAUGGCGUAAGAUAGGAGAAGAAUUGUGGGAGAGCGUUCAGACAGAGCAUAAAGGGGCGAAGGAAUUAACACGCACUUACCGCUCCAUUAAGCUCAUGAUUGAUCAAAUGCAUGCAGAGGCGGAAAUCGCAGCUGCGUCGAAGGGUGCCUUGAGUGAGAGUACGAAAAACUCGGACUUGGGGGAAACGGACUUAAUCGAGUGGGGCCCCCUCCCUGAUCCAGUGCCCCCCCGUACCUCCCCUGAAAAAACAAAAAUUGCUGCACCAGUGCAUAAGAAGGGGGAGUUUGAUGACUUAAUUAUCCCCUGGGACCCCUCAGAUGAGUUGCCCACGCAACCAUCUGCACCCCCUGAGCCAGAACCUAUGGAGGUACUGCCCGAAAAUGUACCCUUGCCGUCUGAGAAUGAUGACGAACUACAAAAAGAAUCGCCUUAUGCUGAACUUGUGAAAGAACUAAGGCAACAGCGCCACCAAAUGGCAAGGUUAAUGAUAGCUGUGAAAAAUUUAGACAAGGAUGGUGAUACGGGUAAAAAGAAAGAAAUGUAUAAAAAAGCCAUGGAGGCAAUUAAAGAAGGAAUCAAGAAUAUUGAAAGACAGUUGGACCAAAAGGAGAAAUUAGACGCCGGGGGACGAGAAGGGAUCGAGAGGGCAAAGGGGUAUAUCCCUAAAAGAGUAAACGAAUAUAUCCCUACAGAUCAUUCUUUUGACAUGGGGCGGAGAUGGAAAGGAGUUAUCACACAAGCUAAUUUGAAUGGGGAGGUUACUUUAGAACCAUUAAUAUCUGCUCCAGUACGGGUUACACAGAAUGGAGCAGAAUGGACACCUUUAGACUGGAAUUUGGUCUCAAAAUUACAACAAAGUGUUAUGGCCUACGGAGCCACUAAUUCGGCUGUACGAAGACAGAUGACAGCCUUUAUGAAAUACCAGGAGCUUGUUCCUGCCGAUAUUAGAUUGCUUAUGGAAACUCUCCUAGGGGCUACGGCUUUUACAAUGUUUCUGGUAAAGUGGCAGGAACGCUUAGAGCUAAAACAACUAGAGUUUAAGGCUGAAGACUCCAACCUGCUCGAGAUUAAGGCUGGAGAUGCCAACCUGCUCAAGAUUAAGACUGGAGACUCCAACCUACUAGAAUUUAAGGCUGAAGAUGCCAACCUACUACAGACAGCAACAGAGACAGAGGUUAAUGAGGUGCUGAGGAGUACAAGCCCUGAGAAAAAUGAAGCAUUAGAAGCCCAGCAACAGAUGUCCUUGUUUCAGAACCGUAUCAGAGAGCAAAAUGCACAUUUGGAGAUGCUGCGUGAGAAAGCACAUGACCUGGAAGUACAGCUUGAGUCUUCUCAAAAGAAUGCCAAAGAUAAAGAAAAUACAUUUGCCCAAAUGGAAGAGAAUAUGGAAGAUACAAUUCAACAGCUAUGCGAAAGCACGGAAGAAAAAGAACAAGAUGUUAAAAGUCUCCAAGAUCUAGUGGCAUCAGAAAGGUUGUCUGUAUUACAAUGUGCCCUUUCUGUCCGGGACUCAGAAAUAAGAGAAUUGAAAAAUGAAAUAGCUUUAUGCAAAAUGAAAGAACAACAACAUGUUGAAGAACUGACAAUCAGCCAUGAGAAGGAUAUUUGCAGACAGUUGGAGAACUUGAGGGCUGAGCUGGAGAAGUGCCACAGAAGGGAAAUUGCAGAAGCCAGGCAGGUAUAUGAAGAAGAAAUGGUUUUGAAAUAUAAGAAUGAACUUGAAGAGCUAAAAAGAGAGCUCUGUGCUCUGAAUUCUGAAGAGCAUGUUCAGACUUUGAAUGGCAUAAUAAUUGACUUAAAUAAGAGUCUUCAUGAGUCUGAAGUUAAUAAAGAAUCUUUGAGGAAGAGACUUGAGAACCAACAGGAAGACUUUGAGAGAGAAAAAUCUGAAAUUGAAACUAAAUACAAGGGUUUGAUUGAUGGGCUUAAGUUGCAACUUUCUGAUGCAGAAGAGCAGCUCAAGGAAGCUGAGCAAUAUAAACAAGUAAAACAGUCCUCGCGUGGAAAGAUUCAGAAACUGAAUUCUCUCGUCAAGGAAUUAAAUGAGAAGCAACUUUAUGAGGCUAAAGCCACUACAGGUGUAAGGCAAAAGCCUGAUGAAGACAAUGUCUCCAAUAAAAAGGUAAUGACUUUGAGGGAAAACCAGAUUUUACCAGAGAUGAGAGCAGAAUUUGAUGCGAUGUGGAAUGAGCCACACCAGUUGACAGGUGAAGAUGAGCUAGUUCAUGAAGAACUAGAGUUCCAGUAUGGCUUUGGAGUAGGCUCCUCAAGGGAUCCAUUAGCAGAAAUCAAGAAUUCAGAGGUCACAGAGAAUAAUGAAAACGGUGAAGGUGAUGACUCUCUUAAAGUAAUUGAGACAAAAAUUGAGCAACAACAGGUUUAUAGAUAUGACCCUGAAUAUCCAGUUAUGGUUUUGGUUUAUGGAUCACAGCAAUACAGAUCUGCUAUUAUAGCGCAACAAAUUGAAAAACACUUAGCGAUCCUAGAAUGGGUUUUCCCAUCGUAUCAGCCUUCUGCAUCUGUUACCAUGCUCCAGGAUUAUAUUGGGUCCCUAUUGUUAAAAGCCAAAGAACGUGUCAGGUUGGUGUUUGGUGUUGAUCCUUCUGUAUUUGUACUACCUUGGAAAACUACUGAUUUAAUCCAAGAAUGGUCAUUAUGUUCUAUGACCUUUGCUCUUGCAGUUAAUGGGGUACAAUUGUCAACACAUUAUCCCUCUUAUCCGCUGUUUCAAACAACCUCUAUUAUAAUGAGAGGGCCUAUUGUGAAACAAAAACCUAUAUCAAAUGCACUUACUGUAUUCACUGAUGCCAGUGGACGUACUGGGAAAUAUGGCUUCGCAUGGCAAGACAAUCAAAAUUGGAAACUAAAGAUAUGGACUGACACAGGAAAAUCAGUGCAAAUCUUAGAACUACAAGCCAUUGUUGAAACCUUAAAUUGGUUUUCCUCACAAGCUUUAAAUAUUGUAUCCGGUUCAGCAUAUGCAGUCAGUGUAGUCAAUCGUAUUGACUGUGCAAAAAUAGGUAAAAUUGGAACAUUGGAAAUUGAAGAAUUGGUAAUUCGCCUAAAGGGUAUAAUUCAAGAACGUAAGGAGCCCAUCUGGUGCUGCCACAUGCGAAGUCAUACCAACUUACCUGGUAUCUUUUCCCAGGGUAAUGCUGUAAUUGACCGAGCGGUUGCAGGACCAGUCGUGCUACGGAACUUUGAAGCGGCUCGUCAGUCACAUGAGUUUUUUCAUCAAUCCUCAAGAGGUCUACAGCAGGAAUUUGGACUAUCUAGGUCUCAGGCUCGAAAUAUUGUCGCAGCCUGCCCUGAUUGCGCCCGUAUUGCUCCAUUACAACAACAUGGAGUUAACCCGCGAGGCUUAGGCCCAAGAAAAGUAUGGCAGACUGAUGUUACAGAAUACCCCCCUUUUGGUCGACUGAAAUAUUUACAUGUCUCAGUUGAUACUCAUAGUCAUGCAGUAUGGGCCUCAGCACUAACUACAACAGCCUUUAAAGCAGUGAAACAACACUGGUUACAGGCUUUUGCUGUCCUAGGGGUUCCUGAAAUGAUAAAGACAGACAAUGCGCCAAGUUAUGUAGGACACUGGAGUGAACAAUUUCUAAAGCAAUGGGGUGUUAAACAUGUUACAGGCAUACCUUACAAUACUACUGGCCAGGGCAUUGUCGAAAGACGACAUCAGGAUAUUAAACGCUUGCUUGGCGCUUUGAAAAAAGAGGGGGAGAUAACCCUCUCGCCACACGAUAUGUUAGCUAAAGCAUGUUAUGUUUUAAAUUGGAAAAAUCUUGUUUCAACCAAUGAUAAGCAAACUGUUAUUCCGAUACAUUUGCACUAUACUUCACAAAAUUCUGUUUUAAAAAUGCCUGUCCGUACUUGGGACCCUAAAAAAGGGGCCUGGGGAACAGAAAAAGAAACUUUAUUCACCUGGGGACGGGGAUAUGCUUGUGUCUCUACAGGUGAUGACCCACCUUGAUGGGUCCCAGCUAAAUGGGUAAAACCGUGGCUGGAAAAGAAGGGAGAUUCUGAGGAAACGAGAGGACAGCAGACGGUGUCUUAAUAAACUAUUUGUGGAAUCUAGCUAGGGAACUUUUGGAAGAAAAACGAAAUGAAGAUAUUAGGUCUGGCAGCACCUGUGGUUCUGAUGGAACAGGGAAGUAUGAUGUCA
Melopsittacus undulatus (budgerigar) is the source of this 4201-nucleotide messenger RNA. RefSeq names its product paramyosin-like. Bases 131 to 4009 code for a protein of 1292 amino acids. Gene Ontology annotation, molecular function: RNA stem-loop binding; RNA-DNA hybrid ribonuclease activity; zinc ion binding. Lineage: Eukaryota; Metazoa; Chordata; Aves; Psittaciformes; Psittaculidae. Gene Ontology annotation, biological process: viral process; DNA integration. The transcript is spliced from 2 exons. The record is from RefSeq and is a predicted model, not a curated record.